UCAGUAACCAAAAUUUCUCUCUUCCUCCCUGUAUCUCUACUUAUAGUUCAAAUCCGUAAUCCCCAAAAUUCUGAACUACCUCAUCCCGGCGACGCCGUCCUCCUCCUCCGCGACCGAAGUCUCAACUUACCUGAACUUCUUCUCCUCUUUUUGUGCCCUAAUAUAAGCACCUGUAGAUACUAGUACGUUAGACUGCGAUCCCAAACUGCCUGUUAAAUUAUACCAUACCUCAGUAAAAUCAAGGUUUCUUCUCAAGAAUUUACCCUGAGUUAAAGGGGAUGGCUGGUUCCACUCCUAAAACUGAUAUUAGAUGUCCUCAUUGUGCCGGUCCUCUUUCUAAGGAGAUGGAAACUAGUGCCUGGACAGUUCCGCCUCUUAUCAGGGAUAGCUUCUCUAUGAUUGGCUCUGCUGUUGGUGGUACAGCAAGUGCUUUUUAUGGAUUUAAUUAUGUGAUGCCUAUUGUUCAGAGACGGGUAAAAGGACCUAUGUGGUUACAUUUUUUCAUUGGUGCUCCACCAGUGAUUGUAUUCUCUUCAGCCUGUGCAGGUUUGGCAGGUGGUGCAAUUCCAGCUAUGGCGCAACUUUCUUCAUCAUCUUAUCAUGCAGUUGUCUCAUCAUCCUCGUUGCCUCCUGCGACUUCUCAAGAUGAGAAGAUGCACAAGUCCAGAAGCUCCUCUACUCUAUGAUCCAGAGUCUUUGUGUGUGCUUGUGCACAUGAGGGAAGCAUUAGGCUCUGACCUGAGCAAUUGUCCAGCAUCAGCCAUGUUGUCUGAGUUUCUGGCAGCACGGGUUUGGUCAAAGAGAGUUGCUUACGAUGUUAAAGUUCUUAUAUAUAGUGAUAUGAGCCUACUUAUUUAUGCUAUAAAUAAAUAUAUGUUUCCUGCAACAUGUCAUGUUGGUAAUGACCUGGGUUCAGUUAUUUUUUUCUAGGAUCGUACAGUUCCAUACUACCACGAUUUUGCUAAUUUAGGUAUUCGCUCAUCACUGGUUUGUACUCGUGCUAUGAAGACUGGUGUGGCCAAAGUCCCUUGUUUCCUGGCAAUCAGUGACUUUGUAGGCUCCAAAUUUACUUUCAAACAUCACUCGUACUCAUCAGUAGAUAUCAUUUGGGUUUUCAAUUUAAUUAGAUUACUAGAUCCGUUUCGUUUUAGCUGAUAGGUUUCUUAUUCAUGUAAUGCAAUGUUAUGUUUCGGGUACUUAUUGCAUCUCUCUGCUACAUACAUUUCCUCUAGAUACAAGAAAGAGCGUUUGUGG
Fragaria vesca subsp. vesca is the source of this 1254-nucleotide messenger RNA. RefSeq lists its product as uncharacterized. Lineage: Eukaryota; Viridiplantae; Streptophyta; Magnoliopsida; Rosales; Rosaceae. The transcript has 6 exons. Bases 279 to 686 code for a protein of 135 amino acids. The record is from RefSeq and is a predicted model, not a curated record.